Messenger RNA from Gastrolobium bilobum, 3014 nucleotides. RefSeq lists its product as uncharacterized. Lineage: Eukaryota; Viridiplantae; Streptophyta; Magnoliopsida; Fabales; Fabaceae. The transcript has 2 exons. The record is from RefSeq and is a predicted model, not a curated record. The coding region runs from base 104 to 1981 and encodes 625 amino acids.
ACACACACAUAGAUAAAGCAACUAUUCACUUUCCCAUUUUUUUCACUUUCUUCUUCUUCUUCUUCCUCCUCCUCUUUGCACAACACAUUCACUCUCUUAUCCCAUGAAUUCAAGCAAAAGAGAGGAAGAAGAUCUCUUCCUCCCACACGAUCUGGACCCACACCCUCAGAUCCUCACAAACACUGACCCUUCUUUCUCUCUCCCCGAAAUCGUUCUCUUCCCUUCUUCUUCCUCUGACUCACCCCCGAGUCACUCAUCCUCCGACUCACCACCGACUCACCCACCACCGAGUCACCCUCCCUCAACCACCACCACCACAACAACCAAACCCCUCUUCAUAAGCCCUCAACCCCACAUCUCCUCCCAAUUCUACACCUUCAACCCGGACUCCCACUCCCUCAUGAUCCUCUGCCUCCUCGAACGCCGCCUCGCCACCACCGCCGAGAUCCGCGCCGCCACGCCGCCGACCGUCCUCGACUCGUGGCGCCACGUUUGGAAGGACCGCAACGAGGAGACCGCCUACCUCACCGCGUGGAAGCGCAUCCAGGACAAGCUCGCCGUGCACGUCGACGAGAACGGUAACCAAUUCCUGUGUUUCAAGAACAAUCCUCAGCAAUUCGUUUCCCAUGUUAACCAGUGGCAAGACAUUGUGAUGAGUUUCCAUAGUGACACUGAUUUGAAACACUUAGGGCUUAAGGAAACUAUAGAGAGGAUUAAGCAGGUUUGGACUGUGGGUGCUAAGUUCUAUGGUAUCCCUGAGAGUUACAUUAGGGUUUGCGUGGCCGCGUGCCCCGUGUGCUCCGCGGCCACCUCCGGAUCCGCCGCGGCGGCCAGGAGUAAGAGGCGUAGGUUUGAGUAUACUGAGUCUUUUGAUGUGCCUGCUAAGGAGGUACCUAAUAGGCUUCAGCAGUUGGCUGCUAAGCAUAAGGUUGUGCUUUGCAUCAGGCAGAAGUAUAUUAGGUAUAAGCCCUUUAUGGCUGAGGUGAAGGAUUAUGCUUGUCACCGCGCAGGGGAGCCUGCUGCGAAGAAAUCAAAGAUUUUGAAGAGGGAGCCCUAUGCUUCGAAGCGCUGCGGGUGCGGUUUUCGGAUUAGGGCUAUUGUUCCCAUUGCUAAUUAUAAUGAGAAGGAUAAGAGUUUUGUGUAUCAAGAAGAGGGGAUGGCGAUUUUCAAGUUGUAUGCCGUGCAUUCGGGGCAUGAGCCGGGGCCGUUGGAUGGGAAUGCCAGGAUUAUGCAUCGGGUUGUUGGGCACAAAGGUAGCUAUCUGAUGGAUCAGGAAACGGUGUAUGGGGUGAGUGAGGAGAUGGAGAAUGAUGGGUUUGGGUUGAUGGGGAAAGAUGAAGGAGGAGAUUUGCAGUUUUCGGUUUUGCAGCAGGUGCAGGAAUUGAGAGCUGAAGUUGGGAUGUUGGAAGGGAAAGUUUCGAAAAUCCCGCGUGAAUUGUUGGGUUCAGUUUCUCGGGAAUUGUUUGAUAUUGUUAAUAAAAUUAGAAAUAUAGGGGAAGUGGGUUUGAAGCCGAUUGGGCUACUCGCUGAUAAGUCACAUGCAGAUGAUGUCUUGGUUGGGGAUAAUGAUCUGGCAAAUUGGAGUAAUCACCACCAUGAAAGGAUUUAUGUGGAUGGCAAGGACACAGAGCUGAUUGAGGAUGACGAAGAUAGUUUUGGCCGCACUCUAGGAGAAGUAGUUUCUUGGGACCAUAUGAGGACAGAUUGCAGAAGUCAGAAAGAUUUGAUUAGUGAAACUUGUAAGCCUGAAAAGUGGUUGAAAUGCAGUGACUUUGACGCAAAAAGCAUCCUUGAUUGUGAGGAUACUAAACUAACCAAGCCCAUAAGACAUGACGAGGCUAUAGUUUCAGAUGUAGGCCUCGGCUGUAUACAGGUUGAUAGUUUCUACCAAGACAAUCCUAAAUGGUAUGAUUCUCCUUGUGCUUUGGAUACAGGUGCAGAUUGUGGGGAUAGUGGAUUCCGUCAUGGAGAGAUUUUAUAGUGCCAUGAACAUCAAAGUUAAUCCACUCUAACUUAGAGAACCAAUUCCAUCAAGCAUAUUUACCCCUUCCGGCAAAUAGAAGUGGGAUUGUACAUUUAUGUAUACAGAAGAUUGGAGCCGCUCAUAUGCCUUUUAGGUGUAUUUAUUGCGUGUGGUUCUGUAAAGUAUAACAGUUAUGCUUCUUGCACAUAACUUUGUUUUGAGUAUGACUACAUCUGUUAACCUUGUUCUAGGCCUUCAGAUUUUUUAUCCUGGACCUUCUUAUAAUGAACAUCAGUGUUUUCAGUAAUCUUUUUUGAACUUAGAGAUCUUUGUAUGUAUUAUGACGAACUAUUGGUGAUUUAUUUCCAUAUUGAACUGUGGUGUGUUUCAACUUUUUCUCUAUGACAUGUAUGUGCUUUACUCCUUAACCAUUUGCUUUUCAUAUUUACUCAUUUUUUAUAUGUUAAAGAUCAUUUGGCUUUGGGUUCGAUGUGAAGAUUACCAAUUGCUAUUCCAUAGGGGUGAGACAACCCAACAUAUCAUCAGUAGCUCAGCCCCACUUUUUAAUUCAUUGUGGCACUUUUUUGGUGAUUACUUUUACACCGAAUUGAAGAUUGGAGGUUUUUGACAAGCACACAUGUCUUCAGGCAACUAAUCUGGAGUAAGAUGCCAGACACUGCAAGGACCAAGAAGAUCAUGGUAUAGCCUUAAAAUAGGUAUGCCUUCAUAUAUAGAUAGUGGGCUGGUUCAUUCAAUCUGCACCUUGUUUUCAUUGUGUUUGUAUUCAUCACAGUGUGAGACAUGGUCAGUUUUCAAGUCCUGAAUCUCUCUGGUAGUACAUUCUCUUGCAUUUUUUUAAAUCUUUAGGAAUUUUUUUCGUAUUCUUCCUUUGUGGCUUUACCUUAUGAUUCUUAAUAUUUAUAAUAGUAAUUAUGCUCUUAAGAUUUCAUCAUGUUGAGUCAAUAUACACUAUGCAGAGAAUUUGAUUUGUUGUUACUUGGUAUUCCAAGUUGUGCUCUUGAAUAUUCUGCUACUUACAACUGUUAGAACA